This is a messenger RNA of Penicillium brevicompactum, 1152 nucleotides long. RefSeq lists its product as uncharacterized. The transcript has 3 exons. The record is from RefSeq and is a predicted model, not a curated record. NCBI's taxonomy places the organism in Eukaryota, Fungi, Ascomycota, Eurotiomycetes, Eurotiales, Aspergillaceae. Bases 1 to 1152 code for a protein of 383 amino acids.
AUGCCCUUGGACUUGGAUCAAGAUAUUGCACCUAUCCCCCGCUCGCGGGAGGAGAACCAAGAGAGAGCCUUUAUCGCCGCUUCAAGGCGCAAGGAUCGCAGCUUGGAUGCCCGGCUAGAAUCUGCAAAUAGGGCUUCUAUGCUCCAUAAGAAGCGUACAGGCAAAGCAUUUCACAUCACCAAGGAGAUUGUCGAGAAAGAGGCCAUGUAUGAAGAAGUCGACGAACGGUAUCAAGAAAAGCGAAUCAAAAUGCUGCAAGCCCAGAACAUGCAGAUCGAGGAACAAUUCCAUCGCCAUCUUCUCGAGGCUUUCACCAAACGAGCCAGCUACUCGAACGGAUCCUCCAUUGCAAGCCGCCGAGCUAGCAACAUGACCCCGCUUCCUUCAGCCGCCGCCUCCCGCAAGAUGAGCCUGGAUUUAUCCAAUCUUCGCUCUGCAUCUUUCUCCCAAGGUCCAGGGUCGAUGGCGAGUCCGAUAGGCAACAACGAUGGAUAUGCUCUUUCUCCAACGGUCUCAUACGACCCUCACAGCCAGCCCUACAUGGCCUGUAUGAACGGCUCCGAGAGCCCCUACGCCAACAUGGUCCCCAACUGGACAAUGGCGCAGCAGAUCCCUACCCCUGGCCAAACCCCGACAGACGCACAGGCCGUGCAAAUGUGGCAGCAGCAGAUGAUGCAGCUGGCCCCGGAGCCCGUCCAAAUGCAUCACUUCAGAGACCGACUCGCCUCCGCCCCAGAGCUACCUCUGCAGCACCAGGUUUCUCAGCCCGUCCCUCCUCCCCCCGGCCCCACUCCCCCAACCCACGGUCACAGUCGCGGCCAGUCCCAGCCCCAAUCGUCCUUCCGCAACCUGCACCUUCUCACCCAGAGCACCAAUCUCCACGCCCCCACUAUCUCUCCAAAGGUCGAGGCAUUCUCUGCAGACUCUCACUCCACUCCUGAUUUCUGCCCUACGCCUCACACCCCCGUGUCGCCUACGCAUCCGGCUCAGAAGCUCGAGUCAGACUUUGUCUCCGGGGAACUGGACCCUGAUUACACCGAUUUCAGCCAGUUUGCGCUUAAUUUAAGCUCGGACAUGCCCCAUGAGCGCGAUCAGCCAUUCGGAUUCGAUGAUUUCCUUGCCGUGGAUGAGUUUACCAGCGUUUCCUGCUGA